Messenger RNA from Cynoglossus semilaevis (tongue sole), 350 nucleotides. RefSeq names its product myosin-2-like. Gene Ontology annotation, molecular function: ATP binding; cytoskeletal motor activity. The transcript has 2 exons. Bases 8 to 313 code for a protein of 101 amino acids. The record is from RefSeq and is a predicted model, not a curated record. Lineage: Eukaryota; Metazoa; Chordata; Actinopteri; Pleuronectiformes; Cynoglossidae. Gene Ontology annotation, cellular component: myosin complex.
AUCAGAAAUGGCACUCAUCACAACCAACCCAUACGACUUCCCCAUGAUCAGCAUGGGUCAGAUCACCGUGGCCAGCAUUGAUGAUAAAGUUGAGCUGGAAGCCACUGAUAACGCUAUUGACAUCUUGGGCUUCACUAAUGAAGAGAAGAUGGGCAUUUACAAAUUGACUGGUGCUGUGAUGCACCAUGGUAACAUGAAGUUCAAGCAAAAGCAGCGUGAGGAGCAGGCUGAGCCUGAUGGCAAUGAGAGUACGUAUUUGGUGAUACAAAUGCCCAACAAUAGUAAAGCUCAAGCACACACUAUUAUCUUUUAAAUGCUUACAAUGCAACAUACAUAUUGUUUUAAAUACA